GGUGGGCGUCAGUGGGCGUGUCCCCGGGGCUGCGGGUCGCUCAGAGGAGCGGUGAAAGUGCAGAAAGCAGCAAAAGAAGAAGAAAAGGAGCAGCUGACUUCACACUGCUGCAGCUUCAGCUUUAUGAGGACAAGAACGUUCCAACCAACAUGCUGGCCACGCACGACCUACCCUGCUGCACCAUCAUCCUGUUAGUUGUGUUAAAGCUGGCCCAUGCCCAGCUUGAGCACCUUGGCUACCCGCCGGGCUACCCUGAACUGGAACAGGAACAGUACACCCCCCCAGUGCUGCCACCAGACACGCCCAGGAUUCAGCUCCGACUGGCAGGAGACAAGAGGAAACACAAUGAGGGCCGUGUGGAGGUUUACUAUAACAACGAGUGGGGCACUGUCUGUGACGACGACUUCAACAUCCACGCUGCUCAAGUGGUGUGCAGGGAACUGGGCUACCUGGAAGCCGUCUCGUGGUCACCAUCAUCAAAAUAUGGAAAAGGAGAAGGGCCCAUCUGGUUUGACAAUCUCCAGUGCACCGGCAAAGAGAAGACAUUGGCCUUGUGUCGAUCCAAUGGGAUCGGUGUUUCCGACUGCAAACACAGUGAAGAUGUAGGCGUGGUGUGCAGUGACAGGAGGAUCCCGGGAUUUAAAUUCAUCAACACCCUGCCCAACCACGUGGAGAGCCUUGAUAUCCACGUGGAGGAUGUGCGAAUACGAGCCAUCCUGUCGUCCUACCGAAAGCGCAUCCCUGUAACAGAGGGCUACGUUGAGGUGAAAGACGGCGGUAAAUGGAAGCAGAUCUGUAACGCAGAGUGGAGCGAGUUUAACAGCAGAGUCAUCUGCGGCAUGUUUGGAUUCCCCGGGGAGAGGAGGUACAACGCCAGAGUCUACAAGAUGUUUGCCCGCAGGAGGAAGCCAACGUACUGGGACUUCUCUGUCAACUGCACUGGCAACGAGGCUCAUUUGUCUGGCUGCAAACUGGGUCAGGCAGCGUCAAUGAAGUCCAAUGGGACCUGUGCUGACGGGCUGCCCGUGGUGGUGAGCUGCGUGCCUGGAAGAGCCUUCGCCCCAACGCCCAUGACAGGAUUUAGGAAGGCUUUCAGACAAGAGCAACCGUUGGUUCGUCUCCGUGGCGGCGCCAUUGUGGGCGAGGGCCGAGUGGAGGUGUUGAAAAACGGAGAGUGGGGUACCAUAUGUGACGACCACUGGAACCUGCUCUCUGCCACCGUGGUGUGUCGAGAGCUGGGCUUUGGAACAGCAAAGGAAGCCCUGACUGGUGGUCGGCUCGGACAAGGUAUGGGCCCGGUGCACAUGAAUGAGGUGCAGUGCUCAGGAUUUGAGAAAUCCAUUACCGAGUGUUUCUUCAACAAGGAAACUCUGGGUUGCAGCCAUGAGGAAGAUGCAGCUGUCAGGUGUAAUGUCCCAGCUAUGGGCUUCCAAGAAAGGCUGCGUCUGAGAGGAGGUCGCAACCCCUACGAAGGCCGGGUGGAGGUGCUGGUGGAGAGAAAUGGUUCUCUGGUGUGGGGGACUGUGUGCAGCGAGGGUUGGGGUACUAUGGAGGCCAUGGUGGUCUGCAGACAACUGGGACUGGGCUUUGCUAGUGAUGCUUUCCAGGAGACGUGGUAUUGGCCGGGAGAGGUAAGCGCCGACAAAGUGGUGAUGAGUGGAGUUCGCUGCUCUGGAACUGAGAUGUCUCUGUCCCACUGUCUGCACCACGGAGAACACCUCACCUGUCCCAAAGGAGGAGGACGCAAUGCCGCUGGAGUCUCCUGCUCAGAGACGGCCCCUGACCUGGUGUUGAACCCCCAGGUGGUAGAAGAGACCACCUACAUGGAGGACCGGCCCAUGUUCAUGCUGCAAUGUGCAUACGAGGAGAACUGUCUGUCCUCCACCUCCAGUGAGGUGCCUGCCAACUCCUACCGCCGCCUGCUGCGUUUCUCCUCCCAGAUCCAUAAUAAUGGCCAGUCCGACUUCCGGCCUAAAGCCGGCAGGCAUGAGUGGGUGUGGCACGACUGUCACAGGCAUUACCACAGCAUGGAGGUGUUCACCACCUAUGACCUGUUCAGCCUAAAUGGGACCAAAGUGGCAGAGGGACACAAAGCCAGUUUCUGUUUGGAGGACUCAGAGUGUGAUGAAGGUAUUGAAAAGAGGUAUGAAUGUGCUAACUUUGGAGAGCAAGGUAUCACUGUUGGCUGUUGGGAUACAUACAGGCAUGAUAUCGACUGCCAGUGGGUCGACAUUAGUGAACUAAAACCUGGUGACUACAUUUUCCAGAUUAACAUUAAUCCAAACUAUGAAGUGCCAGAGUCAGACUACACUAAUAACAUCAUGAAAUGCAGAUGUCGAUAUGAUGGUUAUCGUGUUUGGAUGUACAGCUGCCAUAACGGUGGCUCAUUAAGCUCUGAAACAGAGGAGACAUUCCCAGGCCUCCUCAACAACCAGGUGACCCACAGGUAAAGACAAGGUACAGGAGUGGAGUCGAGGGGUUAUUCCUUCCAGCAAGGGGACCAUCUGAAGCCCACCAACCACUAUACUAAGGGUGUCCAGCUCUGGUCCUCCAGGGUCACAAUCCUGCAGGUUUUCUAUGUUUUCCGGCUCCAACACAUUAACUCAACUGAAAUGACAAAUUGAUCCAACAGCCUAUUAAGUCCUGCACAAUGACUCAUCAAUUUGAGCCAGGUAUGUUGGAGCAAGGAAACAAAGAAAAUCGUAGCUGGACACCCUUGCACUAUACACUCCAUCUGCGUACCUCCUGCCACCCUCGCCCUGAUCGAACCAUGUCUUUUAAGCAACAGCUUUCUUCUUCCCUUCUCUGUCCCUCCAGCAAAACAAGUAUAUUUUCUUAUGUCCAAACUGAGGCAGCUUGAACUUUAACAACACUUCAAUCUCCCUUUGAAGAUAAAGGGAUUGGUGAAGCUCUUUGCAAACCCCUUUUUAAUGAGUGAUCAAGUGACAGCUAUUUUAAACAAGGUGUAGCAUUAGGGAAUGUCACCAAAUUUGUGUCUUCAUAGAAGUGCAGCACUUUUGCAGUGUUUUCUUUUUCUGUUUGUUCAAAGCUCUCCCUGGAGAGUCUGGAUGUUUGUGCCAGAUCGCCUGAAGACUGAUAGCAGCAGCUUUGGUGUGAAAAUCCAUAUUUGUAUUUCCUCACCUUUUCAUCAGUUUCAUAAAAUGCUGUUUACAGUCUGAAGCCCAGCUAAAUCGAGGUCCCAUUACACAAGCAUCUAUUAACAUCUAAGAUAUUUAAGCGGAAGCCACAUCUGCACCACUGAGGUGUCGAUGCCUGUUAAGCUGUGGCAAAAGCAAGCCCAUUCACCAGCAUUCAGAAGUGAUAACUGUGCAGCACUUCUGUAAAAAUAAUGUGCCAGAGCUAAAACAUGACAUGCUAAAGAGUCAUUCUGAAAUAAUUGAAGCAUUUCCUCUGACUGAAUAAACUUGUCAGUUGUCACGUCUCAAAGAGUAGUUGUAGCUUACUAUAAUCCUUUGGGGGAGUUGAUGUUGAACGGAAUUUCAGAUCAUUUAAAAAUAAAUAAUCUUUUCUUAUUUCUGUUACAGAAAGUAUAGCAGUAUUUGCAUCUGUAGCUAAUACGAGACCUCUUUUUCUUUUGUUUUUGUAAUACUCUUCAAAAUGUUGUUUUGCUGCUCUCUAGUGGUUGGAUUUCCUGUACACUUGAUGGACAAAUGUACUUCAGUUUCUACCCAGUGACAUCAUAUGUUUCUUUUUAAUAUGCUUUUUUCAUGUUUUAGUACCUGUUGGCAAAGAUUAAGGAGAUGGAAGUAAAUGAUGUGAGGAUGAUGAAACAAAAAACUGCCAAAUGAGGAAUCCUAAGUUCUUUCCUUAAGUCAAACUGAUGUCAACAUAUCUGCUACGUAUUUGAGCCGAGGAUUUAUGUGGCAUGCUACCUGCUUGAUAAAGAUUUUCGCAUUGUUUCGCAAUGUGUGUCCUCCCUCUGGCUUUUCCAGAGGCCUCCUUUCACCUUAUGUCUAGUCUUGAUGUGCAUUUAUAACACUAGAAAACAUGUUUUUAAAGUUAUUGAGGAAGGGAGGACACCAGAAGGCUUACAUUAGCAUGGUUUAACACGGCACUGUGAAACAAACAAAACAAAAAAAAAGCCAUCCAAAUUACUCUUUAAUGCUGAUAAUUAAAUGACCAUUGUGUUUUCUGUUAGGAGUUUCAUGAGAUAUGCCCAAUACAGUCAUGGCAGGCGUGUUACAGCUGGUAAAAUUAUUAUUUUUCUUAAACUGGGUAAAGGCCUGGUCACACCAGCCUGACAUCACUGAGCUUCUUGGUGGUUCUGAUGGAGUGGAUGUGAAUUUUCAUUGCAUUCAUGCUAAUUAGCUGUGUUGAACAGUAUUCUUGAAUUUAACUUAACUGCCCACAAGAUGUUUUUCUCUCUGACAGUUGUUUUGUAAUUUAUGUCUUGUUUUGUAAUUUGUUAUCCUUCUUGCAAACCAACCGAGCGAGUUUGCUAACUGGCUGUUGUAUGUUCAUACACAGUGUUAGCAUAUCAGCUAAAAAAGCUGUUACCUAAACUUUACAGUCACUUACUGAGAGAAAUCUGUGUCUGAAACAAUAUACUUGUACAGAUGUCAGCAUGAUAGCAUUAGCAUAGUCCUUGCUAAAUCACACAAGCUACAAACACCAUGAUAGUUUGCUGUUAGCCAAUUAGCUAGCUCUGUGGGACACUGUAGCUCAACAGCUAGUAAAACAACGAAUAUGUUCUAUCAUAUAUCUAUAUUUUUUUCCCUUUUUGGUUCAAUGUGACAAUGUGCAGAUUUACAUCAAGUUAUUGAUGUAUUUAAAAACACAGUUAAAUAAAUUAUUUCAAUAAAUGUAAUAUGCAACAAUAAAAAUUUCCCUUAGAGAUUUACUUUAGCAAUUAAUUUUAAUCUUGUGUUCAUUCUCAAUCCUCCACAGCCAGGAGGACUCCGUUACAUGAUGGUAAUGAGACCAUUGUAGUGUAGCAUGCUGCCAGUGUUGCCAUGUGGGACCCCCUUGGGUUUGUGCUUGAGUGUCUAGGUCAUGAGUUAAUGUGUUACCCCAAUAUUGGCAUCAUAUCUAGGUCCCAUUUUAACUGGCUAUGGGCUUGUGUGUGUCAUAGGAGAUCUUUAAUUUAGAAACGUGUGCAUGGGCUGUAUCAAACCCAUCUGUUCAGUCAGUUUUGGGCCAAUCCAAAACACACAGAGGCCCAUUUAUUACCCACAUUGUCCUCAAAUAGAAAUGUUUAGCUUGGAGAAUAGUUGGUUUCUAUCCUGCAGUGGCACAGAUUCCAGCUCAUCACACAGAGAGUCAUAUUUGCAAAUAUGUUGUUUUUUUUCUUAACAUGUUCUAAAACAUCAUCAGUAACUUCCAGUUUUUAUUGUUAGGGUUUAUAAUUUCAUUGCUUGUUUUAUUCCUUUGUACCUUAAUGUGUGUGAAUUUAAUUUUAUUUUACUUUUUGUUAUGGUGCUAUCAAACUGGUCCUCUGUUUUCUGAGGGCACAGUACAUGUUGAGCAGCUGCAUUAUGUAUACUAACAGUAUACUUGAAUUGAGCGUACAUAACGCGUGUAAUAAAUUAGAGAUAUGAAGCAAACAAAUACUCCGUGUUCAAUUCUCUUUUGUACAUUAAUUCCUGAUUUGUAUCUCAGUAUUGCUCUGCCUAUUUAGUCAUUUUGGUUUUCAUGCUUCUAAUGAUUGAUGUCCAAGUGUAUUAUUUAAUUUUAAAUAUUAAUUAAGUCCCAGGAUUUUUUUUUCUUCGAUAACUUUUUUUGGGGGAUUUUAGUACACCAUCUUAAAUAUAAAUAAACCGAUGA
Molecule: messenger RNA, 5784 nt
Organism: Melanotaenia boesemani (Boeseman's rainbowfish)
Lineage: Eukaryota; Metazoa; Chordata; Actinopteri; Atheriniformes; Melanotaeniidae
Gene: loxl2b
Product: lysyl oxidase-like 2b
Exons: 14
Coding region: 150-2450 (766 amino acids)
Biological process (GO): sprouting angiogenesis; peptidyl-lysine oxidation
Cellular component (GO): membrane
Molecular function (GO): protein-lysine 6-oxidase activity; copper ion binding
Source: RefSeq, a predicted model, not a curated record